Carya illinoinensis is the source of this 920-nucleotide messenger RNA. RefSeq lists its product as uncharacterized. Lineage: Eukaryota; Viridiplantae; Streptophyta; Magnoliopsida; Fagales; Juglandaceae. The coding region runs from base 117 to 773 and encodes 218 amino acids. The record is from RefSeq and is a predicted model, not a curated record. The transcript has a single exon.
UCUGCGACUCUCCGCCACAUCAGUUCCCCACUCCCUCUGUCCCUCUCUCUUUUUGUUACUUUUCUGUUUUUGCACUCUCUUUCUGUUACUUGGCGACUCUGUCGGACCCAAUCAAAAUGGAGUUCACCGGGAACCGUCACCGCCGUUCACCCUCCUCCGACCACUUCCUUGGCGUUUUCUCCCUUCCGGCACCAUCAUCCACUAAAUCUCCCGGAGAACACGAGCUCAACGAAGCAGAAGUCUUCUGGACCGCUGAUUUUACCGAACCUAACCACUCCGAUACCCACCAUGAUCACCAUCGCCGCUUGAAUUUCGGGCAAUCGAUGGAAUCGGAACUCUCCGUGCUACCCCAAGCCGAUCGAUUGCGCUACCAGACCCUCCGUGAGGGACCACUCCUGUGCCGCAAGCCUUUAAUAUCAUCCACGUCUUCGUCAUCAACGAAAGCGAUUCCAUCAAUCCCGAGACCGCCGGAGAGGGAGUACUCGCAGUCGCUGCAGGGCAGGAACUUGCACCACCAUCAGUCUGCGCCGAUGAAGGUGCCGGUGCUCACGAAUGCCAUGGCGAAGAGGAGUAACGUACUGCUUCUCGAUGUGGACGACGAUGAUGGAGAAGAAGCCGAUAUGUUACCACCUCACGAGAUCGUUGCCAGGGGCUCCGGGGUGUCGCCUAAGACGACGUUUUCGGUUCUGGAAGGUGUUGGUAGGACUCUGAAGGGAAGGGAUCUGCGCCAGGUUAGAAAUGCUAUCUGGCGCAAAACCGGCUUUCUCGAUUGAUUUUCCCUCCUCUUUCUCGGUAUAAGUUAUAUAACAUAACUGACUAUAUGGUUUGGCCACUUUUUAUUUCUUGUUUUCUCAUGAAUGUGAAAAAUAGAGGGGUUUUGUUCUGAGAGUUUGUUGAUUGAUGUGAGACUUUUAAGUGGA